GUCGGCUGCUUGGGCUGGGAAAACACACUGAGACAACGUGGUUUUACAGCAAAGGUCGAGCAGGUUUGAGUGAAUGCCGACAUGGAGAGGAAAAAGAUUGAGUAUUUGGUCGUUGACACCGGUGCUUUUCUGAAAAACGCUUCGAUUCAGGAUCUUGGUGAGAAUGUUGUCACAUGUCAGGAGGUAGUUAAUGAAGUGACAAACAGCAGACAACUCCGUCGACUUGUAGUUCUACCUUUUGAGCUUCAAGUCAAGGAAGUGUUUCCUGAAAAUGUGCAAUUUGUCACCGAGUUUGCAAAGAAAACGGGAGACUAUCCAAGUUUGUCAGCUACUGAUAUAAAGGUCAUAGCUCUGACAUACCAACUCGAAAAGGAGAAAGUGGGUACUGACCACCUAAAGAAAGCACCUGAGGCACAGCGCACAAUUACAUUCCAAAACCGACCCGUCGUUGAUCCCAAAGACGUUGCUGGAUUUUAUAUUCCUUCCAAGGGAAUGGAUGGUGAAAACAUUGAAGGUGAUGAAGAAUCUACAUGUACUCUGAGUGAAAAGCUUUCUGGUUUGGACUGCAAAGAUAGUUCCAGUGAAGUUGAGAAGACCAAUGCUGCAGAUUCGACAACUGUUCCAGAAAACAUUGCAGUAUAUGAUGAUGAAGAGGAUGAGGAGGAAGAUAAUAGCUGUAUUGACAAUGAAAAUGAUGAAAAAAAUGAACUAAAUGAGCAACAGGUUGUAGAGGAUAUAGACCCAACAACAGUGCUUGUUAAAGUAGAAAAUACUUCAUCCCCAUUACAAACCAACAACAGCAGUGAAGAGGAAGCUAUUGAAAGUGAAGAGGAAGAUGAGGAAAACUCCGAUAAUUGUGAUGAUGAUAGCGAUGAAGGUGGAUGGAUCACUCCUAACAACAUUAACCAAGCCAAGAAGCAGAUGAAUGCCCAGUUUGAGGAGGAAAAAGAUGUAACAGUUGCCUGUAUAACAACUGAUUUUGCCAUGCAGAACGUGUUGAAGCAAAUUGGUCUACAUGUGUCAUCAGUCGAUGGGUUUGUCAUAAAACAACUACGUACUUUUAUCCUUCGGUGCUAUGCUUGCUUUAAGACAACUAGUAUCAUGACUAAAGCAUUUUGUCCCCACUGUGGUCAUAAAACGCUUAAGCGUGUGGCAGUAUCUGUUGAACCAGAUGGUUCUCAAAAAAUACAUAUAAAUUUGAAGAAACCUCUUACAACCAAAGGAAAAGGGAGUUCAAUUCCUACUUGGCAAGGGGGGAAACAUGCAAACAAUCCAAUAAUCUUUGCUGACCAACCAAUGCCUGAUCAAAGGCCAUCCCGCAUAGCUCGUACCAAGACAAACAUACUAGAUGUUGAUUACAUUCCAGGGUACUCACCUUUUGCUAUGCGUGACACUACUUCAAAAUCUGCAAUGCUUGGCAUUCGAGGAAAUCAGGAUGUAAAACAUUGGAUGAGGAGGAAUCCCAAUGCCAAGAAGAAGAAGUGAACUUUCAUAUACUCAUCUGUAAAUUCAUAAGCUUAUAAUUUAAACUGAUUUGUAUUUUGUUAAUUUAAUUAUAUUGUUAAUGAAGACUUAA
Frankliniella occidentalis (western flower thrips) is the source of this 1576-nucleotide messenger RNA. Its product is annotated as RNA-binding protein NOB1. Lineage: Eukaryota; Metazoa; Arthropoda; Insecta; Thysanoptera; Thripidae. The transcript has 7 exons. Gene Ontology annotation, molecular function: RNA endonuclease activity. Gene Ontology annotation, biological process: ribosomal small subunit biogenesis; maturation of SSU-rRNA. Gene Ontology annotation, cellular component: preribosome, small subunit precursor. The coding region runs from base 82 to 1485 and encodes 467 amino acids. The record is from RefSeq and is a predicted model, not a curated record.